Molecule: messenger RNA, 894 nt
Organism: Plodia interpunctella (Indianmeal moth)
Lineage: Eukaryota; Metazoa; Arthropoda; Insecta; Lepidoptera; Pyralidae
Exons: 2
Coding region: 210-815 (201 amino acids)
Source: RefSeq, a predicted model, not a curated record
CUUCAGAACUCAAGCGCUUCAGUGUCAAUGUAGCACAGGGCUGCAUUUUUUCUAUAUCUAGCCAGGAAAUAAAUAUAUAUUUUGUGAGUUGAUAACUGACUUGUGAAUCAGUCAGUCUGAAUUGUUUAUCUGCACUGUUUAGUGUGGAAUAUAUCAAAGAACAUAUAUUAAAAAAUAUACUAGUCUGACAGUUUCUAUAAUAUUUAAAAAUGAAUAUACGAAACGAUUUAAUCAACAAUAUACUGAAUUUAUACAAGGAAGGUGAUUGGAAAGAGAUAGUAGACAGAUAUCACGACCACCCUGACAGAAGCAAGGUGCUGUGGGUGUUUCCAACUGGGGACAAUUUGGAGUUCAUUCGGGAUUAUUUGUCGGAGCUCUGCUGCUGUAGGAUUUUGAGUAUUGGAUGUGGCAGUGGGCUUUUAGAGUGGAUCAUCACCAACGCUACAGGUAUUCCAGUUUCUGGAGUUGAGGUAGAUGGCGCUUGGUGGCAUUGCAAAUAUGCCCCGCCCACGUUUAUACCCCUCCUGCUCACUCCUGAAGAAUUAGACAAAGACAUCAUCAAUAUACUCCAAAGUGGGAACAAUACGGCUUUAUUGUUCUGCUAUUUCAACAACAGAAAUGCAUUUGAAGAGUAUAUUAAAUGUUUUUCGGGAAAUGUUAUGAUUAUAAUAGGUCCUGGUGAUGGGAAAGGGGUCCAUACAGAUCCAAAACCUUUUGGAGAUGUCAAUGAUGAUUGGGAACUUUAUAAGUGGCAAGAAGUCAGAAAUAGCAAGGACUUUAUAGCAGUAUACAUAAGGAAUAAAUUAGCGUGUUAAAUAUGACCAUUCCAUAAAUAAAACAAAUUUCAUAAGUGUAUAAUAUAACGCUGUAUUAAAUAAAUUAUUAGUAAUAACA